Molecule: messenger RNA, 2947 nt
Organism: Thermothielavioides terrestris NRRL 8126
Lineage: Eukaryota; Fungi; Ascomycota; Sordariomycetes; Sordariales; Chaetomiaceae
Exons: 4
Coding region: 152-2899 (915 amino acids)
Cellular component (GO): endosome
Molecular function (GO): protein binding
Source: RefSeq, a predicted model, not a curated record
CACCAGUUGAGCCGGGUGCCUGAUGACAUCAGACACCCGACGACAGGAGAACGCUGGACCGGAUCGCGGAACGCCACGACAAGGCUCGGCGAGGAAAGGCCCUUCUCGGGACUGUUCGGUGCUGCAAGGACGCACAAUUGCACAGUUCGCCAUGACAACCUCCAACGUCCUAUCGCUUCCCUUCCGGAAGUCGUCGCAGAUAUCGCUCGCGUCGUCAAUCCGCCAGUACAUCUCCCAGAAGUACGACCAGCACCCGGAUAUGUUCCGCCAUGAUCUCGAAGCCAUCGACGCCCUCCGCCGCGAUGCCGUCAACGUCCGCGAAGCCCAUCCCAGCGGCAUCAAGAAGCUCCAAGCAUACGCCGCCCAGCUGGUGUGGAUGAGCGGGAAAUUCCCAAUAGACAUCGGCGCCGAUUUCUCCUGGUACCCCGCCCUCGGCUACCACACGGAGCAUCCGCUAGUCCAGAACAACAUCAAGUACGAGCUAAUGAACGUGCUAUACAACCUUGCCGCCCUCUACUCCCAGCUUGCUGUGGCAUCCAACCGCGGCAGCACCGAGGGGCUGAAGACGGCCGCGAGCUAUUUCUCUCAGGCGGCUGGGGUUCUGAGCCACAUGAAAGUCGUCGUCCUUCCCGAGCUUCGUAUGGCCAACCCGCCCGACGACAUGGACGAGGCCUCGCUCGAAUCCCUGAUCCAGCUCUUCUUGGCCCAAAGCCAGGAGACCUUCUGGCAGAAGGCGGUAACGGACGGAUACAAGGACGCCUCGAUCGCGAAGCUCGCAGCAAGCGUGUCGGAUCUGUACAACUUGGCCGGGGAGGCGGCGAUGCAGAGCGAGGCCAUCAGCUCGGCCUGGAUCCAUCACAUGAGCGCGAAGCACCACCACUUCGCUGCGGCCGCCCAGUACCGUGCCGCCUGCGACUGCUUGGAGAAGAGGAAGUACGGGGAGGAGGUCGCGCGCCUGGCCGACGCUCUCGCAUGCGUGAACGAAGGGUUGAGAGAACGCAAGGGAGGCUACAUCAGCAAGGCCGUGGUGGAGGACAUGCAGGGCCUCAAGAGGCGCGUAGAAGAGGGCCUGAAAAGGGCUGAGAAGGACAACAACAACAUUUACUUCCAGGUCGUGCCACCCAAGUCCGAGCUGAAGAUCCUCGACCGCGCCAACAUGGCUGUUGCCCGCGUUCCUCCCCAGGUCGCCAAGCCCUACGAUUACUUGGGGGAUCGCGCAGAAUUCGGCCCUGCGCUGUUCUCCAAGCUGGUUCCCUUCUCUGUUCAUGUAGCAAUCUCGAUCUACGAAGAGCGCAGAGACCGCCUUGUCAACAACAACAUCAUUGCGGAGCUAGAAGCAAUGACAGACCAGAUCCACCAGAUCCUGUCCAGCCUCAAUUUGCCAGGUUCGCUGCAAGCCCUGGAGAAACCACUGGGCUUGCCCAGCACGCUUGUCCAACGUGCCGAUGAGAUCCGCCAGGCCGAUGCGCUCAACAGGCUCCAACGAGGGCUCGCAGACAUCGACAAGCUCUGCGCGAGCGAUCGGGCGAUCUUUGAAGAAGGAAAAGCGCUACUGGCCGCCGAAGAAGAAGAGGACAGGAAUUUGCGCCUGAAGCACGGCACACAGCGCUGGUCGCGACCAGAGUCUCGGAUCGACCCGAGCCGCGACGGCGGGGCGAGGUUGUGGAACCAAGCGGCUGAGAUUGACGGCUACUUCGCAUCUAGCACCUCCAGCGAUGCCGUGGUGCGCGAGAAGUUCGCCGCUGUCAAGGACACGCUGGCUUUGCUCGCGGGCCCUGAUCGGGGCCUUUUGGACUACAUUCCCAACAGCCGGAAAACUGAGAUCCCCGAGCUUCUGAAGCCGGCCAUUGGGAAGCUGCGGGGCGCCUACAACGACGUGUUGCGGCUCGAGUCGAGGAGAAGGAAACGCGUCGAGUCACUGAGAGCCAGGAGCCGCGCAGACGAUGUCAAGUCGGAUAUCCUCGCGGAAGCGGCUCGCCUCGAGCGGACGUACCCCAAUACCGCCAUUGUGCCUGCGCACUUCGAGGACUUCUUCGACAAGCGCCUAGAUAGCACUUAUGAGUCUGAGCUCGAGGUAGUUGAGAAGGAGCGUGCAGAUCAGGAGAAGACCAUCGCGGACCUCCAGCGAGCCAACCGCGAGUUUGAGGCGCAGAAACGAAGCCUUGGCGAAAAGGGGAGCCACGACCGCGAGAAGGCACUGCAGCGGCUGGACAAUGCCUACUACAAGUACAAGGAGAUCGUCAGCAACAUCGAGGCUGGCCGGAAGUUCUACAACGAUCUCAGCCGGAUCGUGGAGCAAUUCCGGAAUCAGGCCCGCCACUGGGUCAACGAAAGGAGGAAGGAAGCGCGUGAGCUUGAGGAGUCAGUUCCCACAGCCCCACCCCCCCUGUCUGCCAUGAGACUGACGUGUAACUCUCGCGCCCCCAGGGAGAUCUCCAUGCCCCCUCUCUCAUCACUCUCCCUCAACCCCGUCCCAGCAGCACACCCGCCACAACCACCGCCAGCCACAACAUAUCAAAACUCUCCCCCCGCAUCGUACUACACCCAACGCCCGCCAACGCAGCCACAACCGCACAGCGCACGGCAGAGCGCGCCCGCCCCGCCGCCGCUGCAGCCCACGGAGCCCGCCCAGAUCCAGAGCUGUGCCGAUGACGUCCCGCCGCAGCAGCCUCGCCCGAUGCCGCCCGUCGCGCCGAUGGCGAACAUGCAGGGCGCCUGGACCCCUGAGAUAGGCAUCAGGUUCGCGGGCUCGCCUGCUCCUCCUCCUGCUGCUGCUGCUGCUGCUGGGGGGAGCAACGGGGGUAAUAAUGCGCAGGGCGGGAGGCAGGCGGCGGCGGCGGCUACUAAGCCGCCUGUGCGAGGGACGUGGGAGCCUAGUGCGGGCAUCCGGUUUGGUUAGGUAGGUUUAUUCGUUGCUUGGUGGUUGGUAGUGUUUUAGAUUAAACAU